Molecule: messenger RNA, 2251 nt
Organism: Stegodyphus dumicola
Lineage: Eukaryota; Metazoa; Arthropoda; Arachnida; Araneae; Eresidae
Product: zinc finger protein 729-like
Source: RefSeq, a predicted model, not a curated record
UUAAACGAGCAUAUGCUUAGUCACACAGGAGAGAAACCUCAUGUGUGUGAAGUAUGUAAGAAGUCCUUUAGUCAGAAGUCUACUUUAAACGCAGCCAUAUGCUUAUUCACACAGGAGAGAAACCUCAUGUGUGUGAAGUAUGUAUGAAGUCAUUUAGUCGGAAGUCUACUUUAAACACCCAUAUGCUUAUUCACACAGGAGAGAAACCUCAUGUGUGUGAAGUAUGUAAGAAGUCCUUUAGUCAGAAGUCUUAUUUAAGCAGCCAUAUGCUUAUUCACACAGGAGAGAAACCUCAUGUGUGUGAAGUAUGUAAGAAGUCAUUUAAACGAAAGGAUCAAUUAAACGAGCAUAUGCUUAGUCACACAGGAGAGAAACCUCAUGUGUGUGAAGUAUGUAAGAAGUCCUUUAGUCAGAAGUCUAUUAAAGCAGCCAUAUGCUUAUUCACACAGGAGAGAAACCUCAUGUGUGUGAAGUAUGUAAGAAGUCAUUUAAACGGAAGGAUAAAUUAAACGAGCAUAUGCUUAGUCACACAGGAGAGAAACCUCAUGUGUGUGAAGUAUGUAAGAAAUCCUUUAGUCAGAAGUCUACUUUAAACAGCCAUAUGCUUAUUCACACAGGAGAGAAACCUCAUGUGUGUCAAGUAUGUAUGAAGUCAUUUAGUCUAAAGUCUACUUUAAACUCCCAUAUGCUUAUUCACACAGGAGAGAAACCUCAUGUGUGUGAAGUAUGUAAGAAGUCAUUUUAUCAGAAGUCUCAUCAAAGCAGGCACAUGCUUAUUCACAGAGGAGAGAUACCUCAUGUGUGUCAAUCAUUUAAGCGGAAGGAUCAAUUAAACGACCAUAUGCUUAGUCACACAGGAGAGAAACCUCAUGUGUGUGAAGUAUGUAAGGAGUCCUUUAGUCAGAAGUCUCAUCAAAGCAGGCACAUGCUUAUUCACACAGGAGAGAAACCUCAUGUGUGUGAAGUAUGUAAGAAGUCAUUUCGGAAGGAUCAAUUAAACGAGCAUAUGCUUAGUCACACAGGAGAGAAACCUCGUGUGUGUGAAGUAUGUAAGAAGUCAUUUAAGUGGAAGGAUCAAUUAAACAGGCAUAUGCUUAGUCACACAGGAGAGAAACCUCAUGUGUGUGAAGUAUGUAAGAAAUCCUUUAGUCAGAAGUCUACUUUAAACAGCCAUAUGCUUAUUCACACAGGAGAGAUACCUCAUGUGUGUCAAGUAUGUAUGAAGUCAUUUAGUCUAAAGUCUACUUUAAACUCCCAUAUGCUUAUUCACACAGGAGAGAAACCUCAUGUGUGUGAAGUAUGUAAGAAGGCCUUUAGUCAGAAGUCUCAUCUAAGCAGGCAUAUGCUUAUUCACACAGGAGAGAAACCUCAUGUGUGUGAAGUAUGUAAGGAGUCCUUUAGUCAGAAGUCUCAUCAAAGCAGGCACAUGCUUAUUCACACAGGAGAGAAACCUCAUGUGUGUGAAGUAUGUAAGAAGUCAUUUAAACGGAAGGAUAAAUUAAACGAGCAUAUGCUUAGUCACACAGGAGAGAAACCUCAUUCACACAGGAGAGAAACCUCAUGUGUGUGUGAAGUAUGUAAGGAGUCCUUUAGUCAGAAGUCUCAUCAAAGCAGGCACAUGCUUAUUCACACAGGAGAGAAACCUCAUGUGUGUGAAGUAUGUAAGAAGUCAUUUAAACGGAAGGAUAAAUUAAACGAGCAUAUGCUUAGUCACACAGGAGAGAAACCUCAUGUGUGUGAAGUAUGUAAGAAAUCCUUUAGUCAGAAGUCUACUUUAAACAGCCAUAUGCUUAUUCACACAGGAGAGAUACCUCAUGUGUGUCAAGUAUGUAUGAAGUCAUUUAGUCUAAAGUCUACUUUAAACUCCCAUAUGCUUAUUCCCACAGGAGAGAAACCUCAUGUGUGUGAAGUAUGUAAGAAGGCCUUUAGUCAGAAGUCUCAUCUAAGCAGGCAUAUGCUUAUUCACACAGGAGAGAAACCUCAUGUGUGUGAAGUAUGUAAGAAGUCAUUUAAACGGAAGGAUAAAUUAAACGAGCAUAUGCUUAGUCACACAGGAGAGAAACCUCAUGUGUGUGAAGUAUGUAAGAAAUCCUUUAGUCAGAAGUCUACUUUAAACAGCCAUAUGCUUAUUCACACAGGAGAGAUACCUCAUGUGUGUCAAGUAUGUAUGAAGUCAUUUAGUCUAAAGUCUACUUUAAACUCCCAUAUGAGAGAUACCUCAUGUGUGUCAAGUAUGUAUGAAGUCAUUUAG